Rhipicephalus sanguineus (brown dog tick) is the source of this 1560-nucleotide messenger RNA. Its product is annotated as neuroligin-1. The record is from RefSeq and is a predicted model, not a curated record. The transcript has 6 exons. NCBI's taxonomy places the organism in Eukaryota, Metazoa, Arthropoda, Arachnida, Ixodida, Ixodidae. The coding region runs from base 1 to 1554 and encodes 517 amino acids.
AUGAUAAGGUCCCAGCUAAAGACGUUUCUCGUGCCUCCCAUGCGCAGCGUCUUCCUGGUGUCCGCUGUGGCCUGCGUCGUGAUUAUGGCGGGCCUCGCUCUGGCGCUGGUGGGCAUCAUCCUGGGAACGAUGAUACCUGCCCGCGAACACAGUUGCCCACCGCUGGACAAGCCGCUCGAAGAGAGCAACAUCAUGGUGGAGACCAAGUCUGGCCGCCUGAUUGGCACCUUGGUGACCGUGCACGGCGUGAAGCUCGCGGGAUUCCUGGGCGUCCCGUUCGCUCAGAGCACGGCGGGCGAGCGCCGAUUCAUGGCACCGUUGCCGCUGCCCGCCUCUAGAGACGCGUGCGUCGUGCAGGAAUACCUCCAGCAGCGACCGCCUUGUGCCCAGCUGAGAAACGGCACUGUCGUCGGCACCGAGGACUGUCUCCACGUGAACGUCUGGACGCCCGCAGCCGCACUCGAACUCCACGGCGACGGCAUGGGCAGGCCCUUCGUGGUGGCCGUCUCCGGCAGUUGGUUCGAGACGGGCUCCAACGACGAUUCCGACUGGCCGAUGCUGGCCGCCAAGGGAGACGUGGUCGUGAUGGUGCCCAACCACCGGCAAGGCGUGCUGGGAUUCCUCCACCCGUCCAACGUGGCUGGUGUGGACGUUGACGUGGCCGUCAGCGACGUCUGGAGCGCAGUGCAGUGGGCACGUGACCACGCAACCUUCUUCGGUGGCGACCCUAAGCAGCUGGCGCUCGUCGGUUACGGAUCGGGCGCCUACCUGCUUUCCUUGAUCGCGCAAAACAUGAGCAAGGAUACGGCCCGCCGGGCGUUCUACCACGGCGGGGUCUUCGGAUCGCUGCUGCCAUUUAAUCCGGUGAUGCCUUACCGGAGCUUGGCUGUGGCGCUGCGUUGCAACGACUCGGACUUGUCGGUGUCGGCGUGGUUGCCAUGCUUCCGUGCCGCACCCGUCGACGAGCUGUUGCAGGCCGCGCGAGCGUCCUCCGAGUGGCCUUUGCAGUUUGCGCCCCACGUGGACAUUCGGACGCUGCAGACCGCGCCAGCGUCCAACCCGCAUACCGUCGUCGCUGGGGUGGACGCGGCCGAUGACAAGACCCUCUUCAUGGAUCGCAUCUUGCCGCUCGCAAAGCGGGACGGGAGCGCGUCGACAACAAAGGCCUUGCUGGAGUACACGUUGAACGUGUUCAACGUGCCCCUGGGCGUGAAGCCCUUCAUCAGGGGCCUGUUCAAAGCAGAGUCCGCGGACGGCAUCGCAGACACGUUGUCGAUGAUCUCCACGUGCGCCUCCCUCAAGGUCGCCAAGGCGGUUGCCGAAGGCUACCACUACCAGAUGGACUCGACCGCGGUUAGCGGACUGCUGCAGCCACCGCUGGGCAUCAGCGAGCUAGCGCAGUUCGCAGCGUAUGGCACGGUGCCUCCGUUGGCCGACAAGAGUCCGUGGCCUCCGUUGACGCAGGCGCUGAAGACCCGAGUGUUCAACGGAGAUGGCAGCGAGAAUUUCACCAGCUACUUUGCCGAAUGCAGAAAAUAUAAUGUGUAUAUUUGAAUAACU